AUGAAGAAGUCCAUGCCAAUCCUCGGCCCACAAUGGUCCUCACAAGCCAAAUUUGUAAUUGAGUUAGGAGUAAAAGCUCAAGUCCCAAUCAUAUCCUUCUCAGCCACUAGCCCAUCCCUUUCUCCCACGCAAAGCCAUUAUUUCGUUCGGACAGCCUACGACGACAGUUCACAGGUUGGCGCUUUAGCGGCUGUUGUUCAAGCUUAUGGUUGGAGGGAAAUAGCGCUUGUUUAUGAAGACACUGAUUAUGGUAACGGCUUGGUUCCAUACCUUGUCGACGCAUUCCAAGAGGUCGAUGCUCGGAUCACUUACAGAAGCGUUAUUCCUCCAUCUCCAGAAGAUAUCGACAUCGUAAAAGAGCUCCAUAAGUUGUUGAUGAUACAGACAAGAGUGUUUCUUGUUCAUAUGACUGCUGUGAUGGGGUCUAGGUUCUUUGUUCAAGCGAGUGAGAUGGGAAUGAUGAGCGAGGAGAUUGCAUGGAUUGUCACCGAUGGUUUGUCGUCUUUACUAGACCCUGUCAGCUCUAAGGCAUUGGACUCGAUGCAAGGUGUGCUGGGUGUUAGGCCAUUUGUACCACCAUCGGAGUCCCGUGGAAAUUUCGAAGGGAGAUGGAAAAAGCAGUACCCCGAGUUAUAUUCACACUACGAGAUUGCUAACCUCAGUCUCUUUGGCUUAUGGGCAUAUGACACCGUUUCAGCAUUGGCGAUAGCAGGAGAGAUGGCCUGGGAUCCUGCAAAGUCUAGAUACUUAAAGCCGAAUACGAGCAGCAACAAUCUCAACUUUUCGUCCGUUGGGAUUUCUGAGAUGGGCCCGAAAUUGCUUGACAAAAUUCUAAGCAUCAAAUUUCAAGGCCUUAGCGGUGAAUUUCACUUGCCCAAUGGCGAACUUCAGCCCAUUGUAUUCGAAAUUUUUAAUGUUGUAGGACAGAAAGAGGAAAUCGUUGGAUACUGGACUUCGGCACGAGGACUUUCACCCGAAUUGAACCAAUCAAUGAAGGUAGAUUAUACAGCUUCAGCCAACGAUUUGAAGCCCCCUAUUUGGCCAGGAGAUACACUAAAGCCACCGAAAGGUUGGGUGAUGCCGAUUUCAGGAAAGAAAUUAAAGAUUGGGGUUCCAAAGAAAGACGGCUUUAGGGAGUUCUUCAAAAUCGAACGGGAUCCGCAUACGGGUGUACCCAGCUACUCAGGAUUCGCCCACGACAUAUUUCUUGCUGUAUUGGAUGCAUUGCCUUUUGCUAUUCCUCACCGGUACGUUCCUUACGUGAACGAGAGCAGGCAAAGUGCAGGAACCUAUGAUGAUAUGUUGUACCAAAUUAAACUUCAGAAAUUUGAUGCGGUUGUUGGAGACACGACUAUCGUUGCGAACCGCUCGUCCUACAUCGAUUUUACACUUCCCUAUUCAGAAUCUGGUGUAGCAAUGGUAGUUGCCAUUAAGGAUGAUGAGCGGAGGAACAUGUGGAUCUUCUUAAAACCAUUGAGUUGGACUCUGUGGCUAACGACCUGUGUGGCCUUCAUUUCAACUGGGUUCUUCGUUUGGCUCCUCGAACAUCGUACAAAUGAAGAAUUUAGGGGUUGUCUUAGUCAACAAAUUGGUUUAAUAAUCUGGUUUUCCUUCUCCACAUUGGUGUUUGCUCACAGAGAGAAGAUUGCAAACAACUUGACAAGGCUUUUGCUCAUCGUAUGGGUAUUUCUGGUGCUUAUCUUGACUCAGAGCUAUACUGCAAAUUUAGCUUCAUUUUUAACCGUGCAACGUUUCGAGCCGAAGUUUGUGGAUGUGCAAGACUUGAUAAGGAAUCGCCAUUUCGUCGGAUAUCAGGAAGGAUCAUUUGUGAGGGGAUUUCUCCUAAGACAAUUCAAUUUCGACGAGUCCAGAUUAAUUCCUUAUGAUACGCCGGAGGAAUACAACGAGGCACUAUCGAAGGGAAGCGAAAACGGAGGAGUCGCAGCAAUCUUUGAUGAAUUGCCGUACAUAAAGCUCUUCCUUGCUAGAUACUGCAACAAGUACAAAAUCGUAGGACCAACCUAUAAAACCGAUGGGUUUGGCUUUCCUAUUUAUGUCUCAUGA
This is a messenger RNA of Syzygium oleosum, 2064 nucleotides long. RefSeq names its product glutamate receptor 2.2-like. The record is from RefSeq and is a predicted model, not a curated record. Gene Ontology annotation, molecular function: glutamate-gated receptor activity. Gene Ontology annotation, cellular component: plasma membrane. The transcript is spliced from 4 exons. Bases 1 to 2064 code for a protein of 687 amino acids. NCBI's taxonomy places the organism in Eukaryota, Viridiplantae, Streptophyta, Magnoliopsida, Myrtales, Myrtaceae.